This is a messenger RNA of Leptosia nina, 573 nucleotides long. The record is from the annotation of a GenBank genome assembly. Lineage: Eukaryota; Metazoa; Arthropoda; Insecta; Lepidoptera; Pieridae.
AUGGUUUCUUGGAGUGCACUCGGCCGAUCUUUCGGCAAUAAUUUAUUUAAAACUAAAACCGUCAUCCCGAAUUCUGUGCAAAAUGUGAAGUUCUCAAUAGGUAAAAGUCUAUGUGGCGAUCAUGGGCACAAAACAAUGGCUAUGCAACCUUCGAGGUUUCAAUAUCAUAAAUUUAAAGAUAUGUUACACUACUAUUUUAUGAUUGGCCUUAUCCCUGUUGGAGCUAUCAUAUUUUACACUAACGUAUUUAUCGGUCCCGCUCAGCUGACACCUAUUCCCGAUGAUUAUAAUCCGAAGCAUUGGGAGUACCAUCGACACCCGAUUACAAGAUUUAUUGCUCGUUAUAUUCAUAACAAUCCACAACAGGAAUAUGAAAAGUUUCUGCACUUCAUUGAUGAAGAAGCCCAAAAGAUGAAACUUAGACAGUUAGAAAAGGACAUUGUUAAGAAAAUGGCUGAGAGACAAGAUUACCAAGCAUAUUACUAUAGACCUAUGCUUAACAAGUAUCUUCGUCUCAACAAGCAAACUGGAGAUGAAAUGUUGAACCGAAUCGGUGAUGACUACAAAGAUUAA